AGUCAAAAGUAUUACUCAUUAUUACUCAAACAUGUAAUAUUAUUUUCCAAUUCUCUUUUGUUAUGAUAAAACAUAUUAUUUGGCCUUUUUGUUGUUUUGUUUUUUUCUUGUGGCUUUUGCCUCGAUUCGAUUUUGUUGUAUAAGCAAAUUGCGGGCAUAUUUGUUAUCAGCCUGAUGGAUUGGGGAGGGCCAAUCUCGGUUAAUGGGCAUUUGAUGAGGAGCAGCUGAUGUGGGUCUCAGUCAUGAAUUGUUUGCUGCGCUAUCCACUUCUAUUGCUCGCCUACUGGAUUGCCGCGGGCGUCCAUGGCAGUCGCAUUUUGUGCCUCUCUGUGGGCGUGCAUCGAUCCCAGCUGCUUGUCCAUUUGGCGGUGGCGCGAGUGCUGCUCCAGCGUGGCCAUCAGCUAACUCUGGUAACCAGUCAGCCCUUGGAGAGGGAUUGGCUGACGGCGAAUGUAACGCAUUUGCUGCUGCCCUGGCAGUUGCCGAGGGAACAAGUGAUCGAGCCUCAUGCCAAUUUUCUGACUCGUCUGCAAUGGACACUUGAGAGGUUGGAGAAAUCGGGCGAACUGCUCGAUCAGCCCGAAUGGCGAGAGUUUAUGGAGCACACUCCAUCAACGCCCUAUGAUCUCCUGCUGCUUGGCUACCAUUUCAAUGACCAUCUACUGGGCGUCGCUGCUCAUUUCAAUUGCCCUGUGGCCAUUAUAACGACUCAGCAGCCAAUUGGCUUCGUGCACAGCCUGAUGGGCAAUCCAGAGGAACGCUGGUAUGUGCCGCAGCCCUACGACAGUCGCCAGCGAACGGGACUGGAAGGCUACAUCUUUGGACUGUGGGAGAAGCUGUCGGAGCUGCUAGCCAGGCGCGUCAUGCAGCGCAUUUACAGCACUCACUUUCCUUCCCCACAGUACCCUAGCUUCGAGGAAAUGCGCCGUCGAGUGAUACUCGCCUUGAAUAAUCAUCACAUGGUCAGCGAGGGACCCAUAGGUCCGCUGCUGCCCAACAUGCUGGAUAUUGGCGGCAUAGUAAUGGAGCAGAUGGAACGAAAAGAGUUAAACUUACCUCGACGUCCUUUCAUAGUCUUCAGCCUGGGCACGCGCUUUAGCUGGCUCACAAUGCCUGGCAAAGUGGAGAAAGCAUUUGUGGAUGCCUUUGCUCAACUAAGGGAUUAUGAUAUAUACUGGACAUAUGAUGGAGCUAAUGCUAGUACUAUUCACUUGGCAAAUAGUCACGUGCAUUUAGAGGAUUGGUGGCCACAAGCUCAGCUAUUAGCUCACCCCCUGGCUCGACUCUUCAUCACACAUGGAGGCAAGGGAAGUCUCAGUGAGGCGCUCUACUAUGGAGUUCCUAUGCUCGGCCUGCCUCUGCUAGGCGAUCAACGGCCAAACUUACGCAAAAUGCAAAAUAAGGGCUGGGGCUUAUCCCUGGAUAUUCACAAUGUGAGCCAAGCGGAGUUGUUGUGCUCUAUCAAGAGGCUGUUGAAUGAGAAGCAGUUCCGGGAGAGCAUUCGAAGAUCUUCAUUGCUGUAUCGUGAUCGUCCUUUGAAUGCCAGCGAUUUGGCUGCCUAUUGGCUGGAAUAUGUGAUUAGGCAUAAGGGUGCACCGCACCUAUCUGGCAACGCCAGGCACUUGAAUUUUUGGCAGCGCCAUCUUUUAGACGUUAGACUUGCAGUCUAUGGACCGUUGGGUAUGCUUGGCUGGUUGGCCCUGUGGCUAAAUAGAAAACUCAACUGCAAUCGCUGA
This is a messenger RNA of Drosophila mojavensis, 1736 nucleotides long. It is a transcript of the gene Ugt307A1, whose product is annotated as UDP-glycosyltransferase UGT5. Bases 228 to 1736 code for a protein of 502 amino acids. Gene Ontology annotation, molecular function: UDP-glycosyltransferase activity. The record is from RefSeq and is a predicted model, not a curated record. The transcript has 2 exons. NCBI's taxonomy places the organism in Eukaryota, Metazoa, Arthropoda, Insecta, Diptera, Drosophilidae.